AGAACUAGGGUCGUCGCACGCCAUCUGCUCGCGGCGCCGCCUCCCGCUCCUCCCGCCGCCGUCGCCGCCGCCGCCGCCGCCCUGAGUCACUGCCUGCGCAGCUCCGGCCGCCCGGCUCCGCGUCCGAGCCUCCUGGAACGAUAUUUGGAGUUCUUACAAGAUGGCAGACAUUGACAACAAAGAACAGUCUGAACUUGAUCAAGACUUGGAUGACGUUGAAGAAGUAGAAGAAGAAGAAACUGGUGAAGAAACAAAAAUCAAAGCGCGUCAGCUGACUGUUCAGAUGAUGCAAAAUCCUCAGAUUCUUGCAGCCCUUCAGGAAAGACUGGAUGGUCUGGUAGACACACCAACAGGAUACAUUGAAAGCUUGCCUAAAGUAGUCAAGAGACGAGUGAACGCUCUCAAGAAUCUUCAGGUUAAAUGUGCACAGAUAGAAGCCAAGUUCUAUGAGGAAGUUCAUGAUCUCGAAAGGAAGUAUGCUGUUCUCUAUCAGCCUUUAUUUGAUAAGCGAUUUGAGAUCAUUAAUGCAAUUUAUGAGCCUACAGAAGAAGAAUGCGAGUGGAAAGCGGAUGAGGAGGAAGAAGUUUCGGAGGAACUGAAAGAAAAGGUCAAGAUUGGAGAUGAGAAAAAGGAUGAAGAAAAAGAAGACCCUAAAGGGAUUCCAGAAUUUUGGUUGACAGUUUUUAAGAAUGUUGAUUUGCUCAGUGAUAUGGUUCAGGAGCAUGAUGAGCCUAUUCUGAAGCACUUGAAAGAUAUUAAAGUGAAGUUCUCAGAUGCUGGCCAACCCAUGAGUUUUAUCUUAGAAUUUCACUUUGAACCCAAUGAAUAUUUCACAAAUGAAGUGUUAACAAAGACUUACAGGAUGAGGUCAGAACCGGAUGAUUCUGAUCCCUUUUCUUUUGAUGGACCAGAAAUUAUGGGCUGUACAGGGUGCCAGAUAGAUUGGAAAAAAGGAAAAAAUGUUACUUUGAAAACCAUUAAAAAGAAGCAGAAACACAAGGGACGUGGGACAGUUCGUACUGUGACUAAAACAGUAUCCAACGAUUCUUUCUUUAAUUUUUUUACCCCUCCUGAAGUUCCUGAGAAUGGAGAUCUGGAUGAUGAUUCGGAGGCUAUACUGGCUGCAGACUUUGAAAUUGGUCACUUUUUACGGGAGCGGAUAAUCCCGAGAUCAGUGCUGUACUUUACUGGGGAGGCUAUUGAGGAUGAUGACGAUGAUUAUGAUGAAGAAGGUGAAGAAGCUGAUGAGGAAGGGGAAGAAGAAGGAGAUGAGGAAAAUGACCCUGACUAUGACCCAAAGAAGGAUCAGAACCCCGCAGAGUGCAAGCAGCAGUGAAGCAGAAGGCCUGGCCUUGAGGACGGCCUGCCCUGUAAUAGCCUAAGCUCGACUCAGUUACUCACAGCCUUAUGGUUUUGUAUUUUCUUGGUAGAAUCAGUAAGUUUUUAAAGGAAAGGAAAUUGAUAUUUUAAAGAUCAAUUUGUUCUGCCUAGACUCCUUACUAUAGUUCUGUCAGAUAUGUUGAAUGCACAUAAAUCCUCUCUAUUGCAUGUUCAUUUAUUGCUGCAGCUUGGUUCUUCCGGAAUAUUUUCAUCAUGUAGCUAUUGUAAUACAAUUACGAAAAUCAACUGUUGAGCUCAUUUGGUUUAGCUGCUGCCUUCCUAAAGAACCAAAGUUGGUUUCAGCUGGUAGAAGAACAAGUUGAAGUCUGCCUGCAUCCACUCAUGCUUCCGUAGUGUUGCUAGGGGAUGCGGUGACUGACAUGUUGGAGAAAGGAAAAUUGUGGUUAAGAAUUUCCAGUAAGAUCAAACCUAAUAACUGAGGUUAUUAAGGGAGUUUUAUAUUUUAGAUGCUGAAACAGAAGUUGAUUCAUGGCUGUUAGUUAAGCAAGCUGAACAAAUGCUAGGUGUUGUUUUUUCUUGUUUUGUUUUGUUUUUUUCCCAGAACUUAAUCUGAUAGUAUUUAAAUGUACUUUGAAGACCUCUAUUAAUGAAGUAUCUUUUCUUUGCGGUAGGGACUACCUUCUGCUUUCCUGGAAAGGAUGGACUCACAUCAUUUGAACCUAUUUUGAAUUUUUCUCUUGUUUGUUUGCCUAAUUUUGUUUUUAUAGCCUAAAAUAAAAAUGUCACACAGUU
Molecule: messenger RNA, 2133 nt
Organism: Chionomys nivalis (European snow vole)
Lineage: Eukaryota; Metazoa; Chordata; Mammalia; Rodentia; Cricetidae
Gene: Nap1l1
Product: nucleosome assembly protein 1 like 1
Exons: 16
Coding region: 161-1336 (391 amino acids)
Biological process (GO): nucleosome assembly
Cellular component (GO): nucleus; chromatin
Molecular function (GO): histone binding; chromatin binding
Source: RefSeq, a predicted model, not a curated record